Molecule: messenger RNA, 1443 nt
Organism: Aureobasidium uvarum
Lineage: Eukaryota; Fungi; Ascomycota; Dothideomycetes; Dothideales; Saccotheciaceae
Source: the annotation of a GenBank genome assembly
AUGUCCAAUUCAAGCCGUGACCGACAACUCUUGCGAGACCUGAAUCGCCUCGACCGCCGACGAGAAGCAGAAGCCACCGAUCGCUCAGCCGAAGACGAGACGAGGAGGCAGAGACUACAACGCGUGCUUGCGAGACUAAGCCGACUGGAGGACUCGAGACCAACCUCAUACGGUGUGCCGCCGACACACCAAUCCCUCUACGAUUGGGCUCCUACCCGUACCAAUGAAGAGCACGAGUCCGAUCAAGCUGCCUUUCGCCGUCGUGCUUUGUAUCGUCGCCAUGAUCUGAGAAGUGCUGCCAUCAUGCAGAAUGCUCGUACUAGUGUUCUCUCGCCCAGUGCCACCCAGCAUAACCAAGAUACCGACGAUACCCAAGACGCUCGAAGCGCAUACCGACGGACAUAUCUGGCUGACAGUCCUGCUCAAGAGACUCCAUCCUCUACUUCUUUGUUACGACCAUCGCCUCUGCUCGAGUCCGCUGUCAAAUAUCUAGACGACGUGCGCGAUUGCUCUUCAUACGACGAGUCGCUCUCUUCAGCCCUUGAUCACGGCCUCUUUGCCCCCGAGUGCUAUGAUGACCUAGUAACAGAUACGGGCUGUCUUGGUCCCCAGCCUUCCUCGUGGCUUACACCAGGCGCUGUUUAUCGAGGUGCACAGCAUACCACCACAUCCGCAAAAGCCUCCUCCCUUCGCACCCCGGCAGCAUUCGAUGCUACUCGUCCGUGGCUUGGUCAUAAUCCAAAUCCAGACUCUCGUUCUAUUCCUCCGACAUUUCCUGGAAACCCCUUCUCUUAUCUAUCGCUACCACCCCGAGAGGUUCAAGAUCGUUGGCCCGUCAAGGUCACAGUUCAAGCGGCAGACCUGCGUAAAAUGACUAUGGCUGGUACCAUGGAGGCCUUUGACGUUCCUAACACAACACAUUCGUCUGUCGAAACAUGCACACCAGCACCUCCUAUCACGACAUAUCUGGAAGGGCAAAUCAUCGACUUGAACGUACACACUUUUCUCACACCGGCCAAUCUACCAAGUUCAGGAGACAUCACAUUUCCCCCGACGACAGCCCAAACGGACGCCUCGUACUGGCGAAAUCUACCUCCUUUCAGCGGCAUGAAAUCUGACGAAGACGUCGCUCGCGCCAUGCUGAGUCGAGCGCAGAUGGAUGAAAUCAUGUCGGAAUGGAUAUUCAUGCGCUGGAAGGAGCGCUGCUUCAUACAUUCCGAGUCAGAUCUCUGCCAUAGACACACCGAGCAUCGAAGAGCUGGCGAAGGGGACGACAAUGACCUGAAUCAUGGAUUGACCAUUAGCGGAUUUUACUAUGUUAGUCUAAGGAGGAGUGAUGGGAAUAUUGAUGGCUUGUACUUUGAUACCAAGACGAGUCCAUAUCAACAUUUGAGGCUCGCUGCGAAGAACGGUGGGACGCUUGGGUCAUGGCAAUUCAAAUGA